This is a messenger RNA of Thermochaetoides thermophila DSM 1495, 1173 nucleotides long. RefSeq lists its product as uncharacterized. The coding region runs from base 1 to 1173 and encodes 390 amino acids. The transcript has a single exon. The record is from RefSeq and is a predicted model, not a curated record. NCBI's taxonomy places the organism in Eukaryota, Fungi, Ascomycota, Sordariomycetes, Sordariales, Chaetomiaceae.
AUGUUAAGAAAAAAGUACUACAACAACCCCAAGCGCCUCGCCCUCGCGGCGAUUGCCAAGGAGACAUCCGAGUUGACACUAACGGUCGCAGCCAGCCUGCCGCGCCUCAAUCCAACUCAUUCCGAAAAGCUCUCCCUGGAAACCUUGCCAGCUCUUGAUCCUGCCAAGUGUCCGCGCUUUAAACUCCCCGACUCAACCUACGGUACGCGGGUGCGCGUCUUCAACCAGGACACCUUCGACGCGGCUUUGUCCAUGCCGGCCAUCGUUCUGGGCAUCAGUUCCUUUCAGAGCAAAGCGACACAGGCUAAAGAGUCCGAAAUCCUCACCCAGCUUCAGACACACGCAUCCCUGCCAGACCAACUUAAUGCGACCACCGCCCCAAGAGUCGCCGUGCUCAAUAUGGCGUCGGAGUUUAGUCCCGGAGGCGGUUGGCUGAAGGGAUCGACGGCACAAGAGGAAGCGCUAUGUUACCGCAGCACGUUGGCAGCGUCGCUGCACAAGAACAUGUACCCCAUGGCUCCAAGGACAGGACACUACACGCGCGACGUGGUCGUGUUUCGGGAGGGCAUGGAUCGGGGGCAUACGCUGUUGAUUAAGGGCAAGGGAAGUGACGGGAAAGGCAUUCCGGAUGAGGAGCUGCCGGUAGCGAGCGUCUUAAGCAUCGCCGGAGUGAGGAAACCGGCCGUUAAAGGGAAGGGGGAAGUUGACGAGUCGGGAAGCUCAAGUAAAACUGAUCAGCCGGCCAAAGAGAAGAAUGAUGAAUCGCCUGCAAAGAGCGGUGAGUCGAGAGUGAAGGGUCAUUUCAAGGAGAAUUGGAAGGACAGGAAAGGGCAGCCGGAGGGAAAUAAGCCAAAAAUUCCAAAAGGCGAUCUCGUCUUUGCCGAUCCCGCGGUCCGGGCCUUAACCAAAGACAAGAUGCGGCUCUGCCUGCGUAUGGCUGCGUCCAAGGGCCAUACUAUGCUUGUCCUCGGUGCCAUUGGUUGCGGCGCCUUUGGGAAUCCGCCACGUGAGGUAGCCGCCUGCUGGAUGGAGGUGCUCAGCGAGAGAGAGUUUGAGGGUGGCUGGUUCAAGGAGAUCUGGUUCGCGGUCUACGACCGAAGGAAGGAGGGCAACUUUGAGAUCUUCAGCGAGGUUUUUGACGGGAAGGUGGUCGGUCAACCCACAACCCCGUAG